AUGUUGACUUUCUUUUGGCUGACAUGGCUGCUGCCCGCCGGAGCAGACUGGGUUGCAUGGACUAACUCGGAGCAGCAUGGCAGUGCCGGUGCAGCUGGAUGGCAAAAAGUCCCACGAGCAGAUCAGUAUGAUGUCUUGGACUGGGAAGUCGAGGGCAAGGCAAACGCCUACCGCUUCUUCUACCCGGGUGCCACGCACUACACGCUGGGCACCCCUAGCAGCUCCUCUCUGGUCGUGCACGUGUGGCAGCCUUUCUCAGAGACAGCGGCUGACGCAGCCGUAGGAGCGAACCUGCGUGGUGCCUUGUACGGUUUGUACCACCGGCACUUGCACCGCGUGGUCGUGAACGUCUCCAAUGUCGGCUGGUCGAGGAUUGUGACGGAUCCGAUUUGCGAAGAAGGAGCUGUAUGCCCAGUUGCACUGCUGAUCGGAACGAGUCAGCUCCCGCAGCGAGUCGCAUCUGGUAGAAUCCAUCCUCUUGACGACUAUUUGGCGGCAUAUCUGCUGAAGCACCUGCAACGCUUGCCAGAUGAGUUUCAGAGCAUUAUGUACUACGACUACUACUUGACCUCCCGCUUUAUGGGAAUUCCCUUCGUGACGGAUGUUCGGCUGCUGGGCUUCAACAAGACUACGCUGGAGAACCUGGGCUUGGAGCUUCCGCCGCCACACGGUCGAUACGAUUGGACGUGGGAGAACCUCCGUGACACGGCGUGCGCGAUCACCGAGAAGUACGGUGUUGGAGGUCUAAUGGCGAAUUCUGACUGGGACGAGGAUGCCAAGCUCUUCAUGCUCAUGGUUCAAGCAGCUCACGGGGCUCUCUUUCGAACCUACCUUGGUUCCGAUGGGCCUUCGCGGCAAUGCAACUUGGGGACGGGAAGGUCGGCGAUCGACACGUUCUGGAAGCCGAUGGUCCAGAGAGGCUGCCUGCGGAGCUCUGGCAAUCAGAACUAUUGGGGCAUCACUGGGACCUCCAACCUGACACCAGUUCUCGAGACUGCAGUGGAUCCAGUACACCCACCCGACGUGUCCGGUUUCUCCAAUUACAACUACACCGAUGAUCGCACCUUGGGUUUCUUCAUAUCGCCGGGACUUGAGGAGGAGCUCUCCUAUGGACGAUGCAUGCCAUCGCAGCUGCGACAACCGGAAUCGGUGGGCAACUGCAGUGUGCUUGAGACGUGGCAUCUGAGCCCGGACUCCUGCCAGCAGCGCGCCUUCCGCCUCGGUGCCGACACCUUUGCCUACGAGACUGAAGGUCGUGAAAGGGCUAUUGCCUGCGAAGUCCUCCGCUGCAAGAGUGCCGGUCAGGUGGCCUCUUGGGCAUCAGAGCGUCCUGGCUGGGAGAUCGUCUCAAAGCAUUGCAGCGAGAUCUUGUAUGCCACGAUGCCCGAAAACCUGACCUAUCAGGGUGGAAGCGGCUUGGCACUCACCAUGCGAGAGACUGGAGGUGAGGCGAACCAAUCUUGUCCAAACAUCACUGCCUUGUGGGAGUAUGACUGGCUUCGGAACGAUGAAGAACCUCCACCGUGUUGGGAGAAUGCAGAAGGAUGGCGCCUCAUUUCGGAACUUAUUGAUCUGGAGAAGCCCUACAUGCGCCAGGCCAACACGCUCAGGGAUAUGCAGACACUCCCACCUUUGAAGGACCUCUCUUCUUUCGGCACUUCUUUCUGGGAGCCCGUGAUAACUGCCCUGUUGCACGGCAUUCCAAGCCAGUAUCCGAACUCGCCGAUUCCCCAGUACGCUGAAGUGGAAUCCUUGAAGCCGAUUCGGAUCGCGCUCCUGCGGAGCAUCUAUGGGAAUGUGACGCCUGCAGAAUCUUUGCGAGAAGCCUGCAGCAUCGUGGACGAGGUCCUUCGACCAUGCAAUCAGUCGAAGUGGCGCACGGACCCGCGCUGCAAGAACCCGAGGGAUGGCCUACAGGGUUGUCCGGAAGGCUUUUUCUACCGGGAGACUUUCGAGGACUUCGGCUUGGGAUGCACGAAAUGCCAGCCCGGGCGCUAUGCCGACGAGCGUUCUGUGAGUUUGGAGUGUAAAGCAUGUGCGGCCGGACAGUUCUCGGACCAGAUCGGAAGCACCUCCUGCCGGCAAUGCGCCGUUGGUACAGUUGCACAGCAAACGGGAUUGUCUGAGUGUAUAGAGUGCCCGAUGGGACGUGCUCCCUUGGACACUUCGUGGUGCGAUUCUUGUCCUCCGGCUACCUACCAAAGCGGCCCGACAUGCGUGCCUUGUCCGACUGGCUUCACGUCAGCAGAGGAGAGCACCAGCAUCAGGGCCUGCACUCGCAAGGGAUCCAUUCUCUUAUUGAACUUGCUCUUGGUUUUUUUCUUCGUCGGUCUGGCCUUGCUCUUGCCGUUGCUGCUUGGCCGUCCCCUUCCGAUCGACGACAUCUACAUGGAGGACGGCUACGUUGUGGUGAAGACCUGGGGAGGACACCGAAUCGCGCGCUGGAGCCCUGUUCCGCUGCACAUCCAGCUCAAGCACACGCAGCAUCCAGAGGUUGAAAGCAGGAUGGGUCUGUUUCAAGCGAAAGUGCGGUGGACCGACGAGGUGUGGCUGAUGGACUCAAAGGGAGCUCAUGUGACUGACAACAUCAACUGUUCCCGAGGGAGCCUAAGAUUGCAGAUGAGGAGCACCUUUUUGGGUGCUGUGAUCGGGAGGUUGCCGGUGGGGCUGUUUUCCAUAUGGCUCUGUGGCUGCCUGGGGGUCUUGAUCUUCGUCCUCAGCCAGAACGCCGAUGCCGAGGCAGAGGUUUUGCCCUACGUGUUCAUGGCCCUUUGUUUGGCGCUGGGCCUGGCACUGGGCGGCUACUGGUACUGGUGGAGACAAAGCUUCGAGACGCCGCUGGCACGGAAGCGAAAGCAAUGGCGCGAAAAGCUGCUUCAAAAACACAAGCCGGUCGCCUGCGACAGGGGUCCAGGCAGAGCCAUUGAUGCCGGGAAGCUCUGUGAUUUUCACACCUACUUCCAGGAAGCCAUCGGAAAGCGCAAUAUGACCUACGUCGUGUCCAACCUGCUGCUGCCGCUCACGAAGCAAGACAGGAUGUCCUACGCGGAGCUAGCCGGGCCGAGUCCAGUUAACUGGUUUGUCUCCCACUGCUGGAGCAAUGGCUUUGCGGACCUCGUCGAGAGCUUGCGUCGGCUAGCCAUGAGCCUGGCCGAGCCCGCCCAUACGGCGCAGGAGGCGGCACAGGAGCCGCUCUGGCGCGAAGUUUCCUACUGGAUUUGCUCCUUCAGCAACAACCAGUGGCGAUUGGAUGAAGAGCUUGGGCAAGGUGACCCAAUGGCUUCCUCCUUCAAUCAGGCGUUGUGGAGCCCGACGUGCAAAGGAACUGCGAUGGUCUUGGAUGAGAAUGCAGAGGCCCUGAGAAGGUCUUGGUGCCUCUUUGAGGUCUUUCAGAACUGCAAGCUCACUGCCGAGCGGAGCGACUACGAAGGUCUCCUGAUGUGUACGCCUGCAGGCGUGCUGCAAAAGGGAGAUGCAAGUGUGGACAUGGUCGUGGUACUCGCACGGACCCUUUCCAAGAUCAAGAUGGAGGAUGCCACUGCAUCGAAGCCUGAGGACAAAAUCAUGAUCGACACUUGUGUCCAAUCGCUGGAAGGAGGCUUUGGUGCUGUGAAUCGCUUCGUGCGCCACUGCAUCAAGACCGCCCUGGACGAAGCCCACGUGUCUUUCGAAGGACACUUUGCGGCGCUUGUCACAGCCCUGGAACAAGAACCCUCGCCUCCUCCAACGUUGCCAACAUUGCUGGGUCGACGCAGUCAAUCGCCGCCAGCGGGGCAUCGCUUCAGAGCGCCCUCGCGGCCCAGGCUAGGGCUGCACCCGCAGCAAGCAGCAAAAAGGCGCAGAAGAAGGUUACCAAGACCACCAAGGGCGCCAAGGCUUCCGCUGCCUCUUUGGCUGCGGCCGCGUCUCUGCGAGCUGAGGCGCCGGAGUUCGUCCCCACAUCCGGCUGGCCGGAAUCAUAGGACAAAGGAGGAUAAAGCAAACAACGAGUGUCUGGUUCGUGAUACCAUCCGUGGUGCCGAGUGGAGCACUAUUGCUCAAUCUGCCAUCGAUUUUGUUCGAGCAGCAUCUCUCACCGGGGAGAUCGCGGCAGAUGCACUUGAAGCAGUUGCAUACCGCGCCGCCAUAGUAGCCCCGGCCUACGACUCGGCCGCCUAG
Messenger RNA from Symbiodinium sp. CCMP2592, 4158 nucleotides. The record is from the annotation of a GenBank genome assembly. Lineage: Eukaryota; Dinophyceae; Suessiales; Symbiodiniaceae.